Molecule: messenger RNA, 1062 nt
Organism: Geodia barretti
Lineage: Eukaryota; Metazoa; Porifera; Demospongiae; Tetractinellida; Geodiidae
Source: the annotation of a GenBank genome assembly
AUGGAGAUGGCCGUGAGCCAGGGGCGGAUCUGUUACGUGGGGCCCAGCGCCGAUCACACCCGCGGCGACGAGACCCGGGUCAUCGACGCCCGGGGCCGGUGGAUCGCGCCCGGAUUCAUCGACGCCCACACCCACAUCGGCCACUUCUGCCGCCCUUUCGAACUGCUGCAGGCCUACGCGCCCCACGGCACCACCGCGCUCAUGGCCUCCUGCGACGAGCACACCGUGGCCUUCGGCCUCACCGGCAUGCGGCUCUUCCUGGACGAGGUCGCGUCCCACCCGUUGCGGGUCUACACCCUGAUCUCCAUGGCGGCGCCCCAGGAUCCGCUGUUGUGCCGCACGGAGUCCCUCUCGGACCAGGAGGUGGCGGAGGCCCUGCGCGACCCCCGGGUGCUGGGGCUCGGCGAGGUGGUGUCAUGGCUCCGGCUGGUGCAGGGCGACCCCGACCUGCUGGCGCGCAUCGAGAUGACCCUGGGCCAGGGCAAGAUCGUCCACGGGCACACCGCUGGCGCCCGGGACCGCCGGCUCAACGCCAUCGCCGCGGCCUCCGUGUCAUCGUGCCACGAGCCUAUCAGCGGCGAGGACGCCCUGGCGCGCCUGCGGCUCGGCUACUGGACCAUGCUGCGCGAGGGCUCCUUCCGGCAGGACCUCGAAGCCACCCUCAAGCCGCUACUGGCCGCGGGCGUGGACACCGGCCGGUUGAUCCUGGUCACCGACGGCAUGGCCCCAGACGACGUGGCCGAGCACGGCCACAUGGACCACGUGAUCCGCCGCGCCGUGGAGUGCGGGCUGAGCCCCGUGCGUGCCAUCCAGGCGGUUACGCUACACCCGGCCAUGUACUCCGGCCUCGAACAGGACAUCGGCGGCCUGGCGCCAGGCCGGUUUGCGGACUUCGUCCUGCUGGACGACCUGGACACCGUUCGGGUGGGACGCCACCUUCAUCGGCGGCGAGUUGGUGGCCGAGGACGGCGAGUCGAAGGUGGAUGUCGUUCCGCCGCCCUUCCCGGGAGACAUGGGGCUCAAGACCGCCUUCCGCCUGCCCGGUGUCGGCCGAGGACAUGA